CCCUGCGCCGUGAGCGUCGGUCGUAAACAAACUGAAGGAGACGUGAGCGGCGACGACGACGACGACGACGACACCGACGACGACACCUCCUGCAGGAACCUUCCCCUCACCAUGUCUGUGCAGAUAGAGAAGCGGCGCUAUGACUGUUCAGCUUUACCGAAAGGCUGGAAAAGAGAGGAAGUUCUGAGAAAGACGGGUCUCACUUCAGGAAAGGUCGACGUGUACUACUAUAGUCCUAGUGGAAAAAAGUUCCGAAGUAAGCCUCAGUUGACACGGUACAUUGGAGAUUCAGUGGAUUUAUCAUCAUUUGACUUCCGAACAGGGAAAGUAAAUCCAAUGCUUGCAAGAAAAAACAAAAAACCAAGAGGAACAUUAUUUGAUUACAGUCGUGGGAUGCGAAAUGAUGCAUCACUAGUUCCUCCAAUUCGCCAAACUGCCUCAAUAUUCAAGCAACCUGUAACAGUCAUCAAGACGCAACCAUCAAGUAAAGUGAAGACCGAUAUGAAGCAUGGGUCACAAGACAAGCCAAAGCAGCUGUUCUGGGAAAAGCGGUUACAAGGACUACAAGCUUUUGAUGCUCAAACAUCGGUCCUUAGGAAUGUUGACUUGCCAGCAGCACUGAAGGCUGUAGGACCAAAUGUGGAAGACCAGACAGUAUUGCAGAGUGUAGCCACUGCCUUGCACCUAUUCCCAGGCCCCAUCACUGGACAGACUGAAGCUAAACAUUACCUUGAAAAAAACCCGGGAGUUUUUCUAAACCCUUCUCAACCACUUGUUAUUUCAGUCCAGAUUCAGAAUGAGGAUAUAGCACAGCAGGAGGAGAGAGUAGACCAUGUACGUCAUCAACUGGAGAAGGCUCUCAAGGAACUUGAACCUUGACCACUAGAUAAGGACCACAAUGAAAACCAAACAGAAAUUUGAGAGUAUGUAGUUCUCUUCAUAUUAUUUAUUUAUCAUAUGAAUCUUAUGUAUAAUUUGUAUAUUGAUGAGAAUAAACGUGAUAUCUGGUACUCUUAUAGUAAAGCACUGUGAAUAUGUGAUCAAACUGUGGAAAACAUGUCAUUUCUUGCCAGUCAAAUUCCAAAUUGAUGGUACCUGUUUGUUAAAAGUAAUUAUUACAGUCUGUGAAAAGACUAAAAAUUAUAUGCAGCAGUAAUAAUACAAUUGGUAUGAUUUACUAGUAAAGAUCACAUGAAAGUAAAUGUUUAUACAAACUUCUUGCCAAAUAUAGUAUCCACCUAAGAACAUUUGUCGGGUUCCUUUGUUCAUAUGACCCAUAUACACACAUCUGGGUCUUCAGUCUUCGUGAGCUUUAAACGUACAAUUAAUGCAUAUCAUUUUACCAACAUUUUGCGGCCUUACGUUUUAAUUUUUUUACUUGCCUUACUCUCAACAGUGCUUAAAUAUCCAAAGGGAAAGAUUUAUUUAAUCUUUAUUUAAAAAUUCAAACGAUGCUCCACAUUUCUUGCUGUAAAUUGAUGUAGGUCCCGGGCACAUGGAGGUAAAGGAUUUCCUUUCCAUGCUCUUAUUGAUUGGAUGGUUUACUGUGUUAACCCGUGUACUUCCUUGUAUGUGUACAUUUCUUGGUGAAUAAUAUUUACUCUCUAUAAGUAUUGAUUAAAUUUGAUUUAGAAUGUGAAGAUACUUUUUGGAGAUAGUGUACUCGCCAUGUUGGAUAUAUAGUACGUUAGAUGCGUUGCAGGAAGAUGACGAGCGACAGUUCUGGCUUGUUUUGGACAGUUUGCCCAUUGUGAUGGUUAUACAAGACUGGAGGUUGAAUCUUGUGUGUGUAUAGGUAUCACAGUUUGAUGGAGGGACCUAGAGGGAUCAUUGUGUUUGUUUGGGUGAAUGUGGUUAUUGUGACUGAGUUUAGAUUCAGAUGAUUAUUAAUCAUCUUGGCUUGGUUGUGCCACCAGGAGGAAGAUCAUCUGGCAGAAACGGUUGUCAGUUGUGUGGGGAUCAUUUUAGAAGCUAUGCACGUGUUGGCCUACUAAAGUUGUUUUUAAAAGGAGCCGUGAAGUAAUUAUUGAAUGUACAUUUAUAAGCUACGUUGGUACAGUACAUGUAUUGGAUGACUGGUUGCACCUUCUCUAGAAGGAUGUCUAGGAUGAUAAAUAGUGAUGCUUAACUCUUAUUCCUUUAAUAAAUUUAAUUUGUAUUUGUUAUGGUCUCUCUUGGUAAGGUUUGAGUCAAUCUCUACUUUCAGCUAAUAAAAAAAGUGAAUCUAUCCCCAUUCAAUUACUUUAAAUGAACCCCCUCCUUCCCUGGGUAACCAUGUGCCUCCACACUUCUUAACAUCUGAAAAGAGCCCUGACCAUUUUUGGAUCUUCCACUGUCAAAGAUUCCUUGCUCAUAGUGUUUCAUAGUACUGUACCUGCACUCUGUCUUCCAACCUCAUAUGUCAGUUAUGCUACUGGUAUCAAAAUUUGUUGGGCUGUUGAUGAUCUUAUAAUCAACAACGAGGUUUUUGUUGCAUCUAUCUUGUAAUAAAAAAAGUUUUUUACGUAUGACAUAAUAAAAUGAUACCAGAACAUGCUUAUCUCCCAAAGGUAAGUUGCAUACACUGUGAUUUUCAAUAAGUUUAAUGUUAAAAUAAAAGUAAUUAUGAAACACACUGCCCACUGGUCUACCUUUGGGAGGAGUCUAGCCAGAGUUAGGUGUGGUCUUGGUGGAGUUGGGUUAGGUUUAUUGUGGUAUUCCUCAAGGUGUGUGUCCAGCUCUCUAUUUUGAGGUGUCAAGUAAGAUGCCAUCCAGAGAUUGGCCCUGUGCUGUGUUAGUAAUAUUUAUAGUCAUAAACUAUGACAGAUCAGCCUCUAAAAUGUGUAAUAUUUUGUAAUUUCCAUUAAAAUAAAAGGCAUCAUUAAUGUCAUGACACUUAAAAUUACAGCAUAUUCAUUGCUCUUGUAUUAAUUUGUAUUCUUCCAGUGGGUUUAAGGAAGCGUAUUACAUGAACUCCGGAAUGUUGUCAGUUCUCGUCUUUUUCUCUCUUCAACUGUGUUCCCAAAGUACUUGUGCAAGGUAAAAGUUUCAAAAUUAUAAUCACUAUUUUUUUUUUUUUUUUUUUAUAAUUUUGUAGAAUUUCUGCAAAUCUUUUGAUGCCCAGUAGGAUUUGUAUAUGCCACCCCACUGCACAUAUUCUUGACACAACUUUGGCUGCUCUUGUGAACAUUUUGACGAAUCUCAUUCUUACCCACGAAAACUGAAUAGCAUUUGACAGCUUAGUAUCACUUUUAAAUAAAGUUACCUUUUGUAAGUUCCACUCACUCUUGUGCACUUGAUAAUUUUGUGUAUCAAGUGUAUUAAAGUUGUAGCAUAGAGGAAGUUGAAGACAGGUUACACUGAUUACUUUACUCUUGCAGUGUUUCCACAGAACUACAUGAAUCUGUUGUCUUUACUCUCAUUAUACCUUUCAUAUGUUCAUAAUAAAUAAAAAUAUGUACAUAUUCUCAAGAAAUUUCACAAAUCAUCAUCAUCCAAAUUUCACUGCUUGAACAUUUUUGUUUUCAUAGCCACUAUAAAGCAGGAAAAUAUUGAUUUCAUGAUUUUUAUGAUAGUAUUUUUAAGAAGUUUAGUAAUUGCUAUGCUGUACAAGAUUUUGAAUAAAAACUUUUCAAUUACUCUUCAUCUCCAAGUGGACACUUAUAGCUUUUCGUAUGGUUUUAGUUCUAAUUUAAACUCAAAAAUCUUUCUUGUAAUUAAGAAAUUACUGGAAAUGUGCUUCAGAAUUUUGGAUGCCUUCACUCUAUUCUUCAUAAAUUUUCAUCAAAGCUGUUCGCAUUUGGCUACAAUAACCAAUACAGUAUUGUUUUCACAUGCUGUAAAUGUGUCACCUUAAAUAUUUAGGCUGUAUACCAAGCCUCGUUGGCAUCUUUGAUAUGAAUAAACUCGCUCAAAAGAAA
Messenger RNA from Procambarus clarkii (red swamp crayfish), 3899 nucleotides. The record is from RefSeq and is a predicted model, not a curated record. NCBI's taxonomy places the organism in Eukaryota, Metazoa, Arthropoda, Malacostraca, Decapoda, Cambaridae.